AUGCAGCAGCCCUUGAAUUAUCCAUACCCCCCAGUCUUCUGGGUGGACAGCAGUGCCAGCUCCCCCUGGGCCUCUCCAGGGUCUGUCUUCCCCUGUCCGUCCUCAGCGCCAGGAAGGCCGGGGCAACGGAGGCCGCCCCCACCGCCACCCCCACCGCUGCCGCCACCCCUGCCUCCGCUACCGCCGCCGCCUCUGAAGAAGAGCAGGGACCACAACACAGGCCUGUGUCUCCUUGUGAUGUUCUUCAUGGUUCUGGUGGCCCUGGUUGGAAUGGGGCUGGGGAUAUUUCAGCUCUUCCAUCUACAGAAGGAGCUGGCAGAACUCAGAGAGUCCACCAGUCAAAGGCAUACAGCAUCAUCUUUGGAGAAGCAAAUAGGUCAUCCCAGUCCACCCUCUGAGAAAAAGGAACUGAAAAAAGCGGCUCAUUUAACAGGCAAGUCCAACUCAAGAUCCAUCCCUUUGGAAUGGGAAGACACCUAUGGGAUUGCCCUGGUCUCUGGGGUGAAGUACAAGAACGGCAGCCUCGUGAUCAAUGAAACUGGGCUGUAUUUUGUGUAUUCCAAAGUGUACUUCCGGAGUCAGUCCUGCACCAACCAGCCCCUGAGCCACAAGGUCUACUCCAGGAACUUUAGGUACCCCCAGGACAUGGUGCUGAUGGAGGGGAAGAUGAUGAACUACUGCACUACUGGCAAGAUGUGGGCCCGCAGCAGCUACCUGGGGGCUGUAUUCAAUCUCACCAGUGCUGACCAUUUAUAUGUCAAUGUCUCUGAACUCUCUCUGGUCAGCUUUGAGGAAUCUAAGACAUUUUUUGGCUUAUAUAAACUCUAA
Molecule: messenger RNA, 828 nt
Organism: Rangifer tarandus platyrhynchus (Svalbard reindeer)
Lineage: Eukaryota; Metazoa; Chordata; Mammalia; Artiodactyla; Cervidae
Source: the annotation of a GenBank genome assembly